UCCCAUCACUAGUGUUGAUGCCAUUUGUUUACAAAAAAAGACGCGCUGCGAAUGCGAAAAUGUGUUUCGUGCUCGCUCCAAAAUAAAUUCACAUUUUACAAUGAAAAAUGAACCCCAAACGUGUCGCUUGUGCUUGCGCAGUUCGUUCCGUGGUCGCAAAAUUGCCAUCUCGAACGGAGACUUUCAACAGAAGCUAAAAGCUGUGUUUUCGUUCGAUAUUGCGCCAGCUGAAAAUCUCCCGGCCGAUGCAUGCCGUGGAUGCCGAGAAACGGUCGAACAGUUCUACGAGUACAGUGAGAAAGUUCGAGCCAACCAGGACAGUCUGCAAGCUUCGAUUACCGCCGCUGGAGCUGAUCCUGACGGGAAGGUGAAGAAAGAAUCGCCAGCGAAAGUCGCUUCCGAAGCGAAUGUACACACAGACCCUGCCGACAGCAUCGUGCAGGUUGAGAAAUAUCAUAUUGAGCUGCUGAAGGUAGAACCAUGCCUUCCCGCGGCGAAACAGACAAGUGAUCAGCACGAUGAACCGGUUGUGGAGUAUUUGUCGGAAAGUUUAGUCAAAGCAGAAUCGAACGAUAGUUUAAAUUAUGACGAUGAUAACGGUGACGUGCUAGAAGACACUGAACCAGUACGGGAAGAGCCCACGACCGACGAAGACAAAGGCAAACAGAACAACACACCACAGCGGCGCAAGAGGGAAAACCGGCCCCGGGAGGAGGAUGAAGAGCUGCUGCGCAAACAUUUCCAUCUGGGGUGUGAAAAGUGCCCCUUCAAGGCGGAAACGGUGGCGGCACUGUUUCACCAUUACCGCCUGGACCACCAAACACCCGGCUACGUCGAGUGUUGCAAUCGCAAGUUUUUCCGGCGCGCACGGCUCCUCGAGCAUCUGGGCGCACACUUGGGAUCGAUCGUGUGCGACGUGUGCGGCAAAGUGUUCCGGAACGUGUGCUCGCUCAAUCUGCACAAGCUGGACCACGAGCAGCCGAAGCACGCGCGGCAGUACAAGUGCGAGCGGUGCAACUAUUCCUUCCACAAGCUGUACCACCUGAAACAGCACCAGAAGCGCCACGAGCGGUUACGGUGCACCGUCUGCGAUAAGGUGCUGGCCGGCGAGCAGGGGCUGAAGACGCACAUGCAGAAAGUGCACGGCACGGACAACACACAGAUCUGCCCCACCUGUGGCAAGGAGUUCCGCUGCCUGCUGGCCAUGAAGCGGCAUAUCCGGGCGCACCUGGGCAUCGUGACGGUCGAGCGGGUGCAGUGCGACCAGUGCGCGAAGUGGUUCGACAGCAAGCUGAACCUGCGCAACCAUAUCAAGGGCGUGCACGAUGGGGCCGGCCCGAUCCAGUGCGACGAGUGUCAGCACGUCAGCCCGAACCGGCGGGCACUGACGAACCAUAAGCUGCGGACGCACGGCCGCAAGCAGACGUUUGAGUGCGAGCACUGCGGGAAGAAGCUGAACACGAAGCUCACGCUAAAGGAGCACAUGGCCACGCAUACGAACAUUCCGCUCUACUCGUGCGAGUUCUGCGGCAUCACGUUCAAUUCCAACGCGAACAAGUACGUGCACCGGAAGAGCAAACAUCCGCAGGAAUGGGAAGCGAUGAUGCAGCAAAAGCUCAUGCAGCGAAUGGGUCCAGCUGCAAUAUUGUCGGAAUCAUUUCGGUACGCAAAAAUGAGUGAAAGAUGUCGCCUUUGUCUGGGAAGUUUAUCGUCCACCGGGCCGAAGUUAUCGAUACGCGACGCUGAAUUUCAAGAGGAGCUAAAAACGGUGUUUCAUUUCGAUAUAAUCCACGAUACGGCGCUUCCGGAACACGUGUGCAAUGAAUGCAGAAGUACCGUGUCUUACUGCCACUCGUACUGCCUACAGGUUCAGGCCAAUCAGCUCCAACUGCUCGGGGAGGCGAACGAAAAUGUCCUUAAGCCGGUGGAAAAUGUUAUGGUGGAAUUACUAGUCGAAGAGGAUGACUGUACCAAGACGGAAAAGCAUUUACAGAAGGAAGAGCUGGCUGUGAAUCAAGAGGCAACUAUGUGUUUGGAGGACCGGGAAGGAUUGAGCGUAGACGAGGAUUGCGUUCGAGGGAAGAACGAUAAACAGCGACGACGAGCGUGCAAAAGUAUUAAAAACAAGCCCGAUCUACAAAAAGAGACCGAAAAUCAGGACACGUCCUCAAAAGAAUUAUCACAAGCUAAACAGCUAGAGAACGAUAAAAUCAUAACCCAAUUCUUCACUCUAGAGUGUGAGAUCUGUGCGGCAACGGCGGAAAGCUUCGUCCAGCUGCUGGACCACUACCGAACCGCGCACAAAACGAAAGGUUACGUGCGAUGCUGCGGUAAGCAGUUCUUUCGUCGAUACAUUCUGGUAGAUCACAUUGCAGCGCACCGCGGCACGAUACGGUGCGAAAUUUGCCAUAAAACGUACAAAACGAAACGCUACCUGGCGCUACACUUUGCCAAAAGUCACAGCGGCGAAACGGAUCGACCGUUCAAGUGCGGCAAGUGUCACGUGUCCUACCCGAAGCAGUAUUUGCUGCGGGCGCACGAACUGAUGCACGUCCAGCAGCAGUGCCAUAUCUGCGAGAAGGUUCUCUCCAACACUCAGUCGCUGAAGGUGCACAUCGCCCAGAUGCACGGCGGCGAUGGGCAUCACAUCUGUGACACAUGCGGGAAGGUGUUCCGCACCAAACCGGCCAUGGAGCGGCACAUCAACGAGCAUAUGGGGGUGGACGUGGUAGAACGGCUGCAGUGCGACCACUGCCAGAAAUGGUUCAGCGGGAAGUACAACCUGCGCAAGCACGUGCGCUUUAUGCACCUGGAGGGCGGGCAGGUAUUUCGGUGCGAGCUAUGCCCGCACGAAAGCCCCAAUAGUCGGGCACUGGCGAACCACAAGCUGCGAGUGCACGUGGAGGAACGGUUUGAGUGCGAGUACUGUGGCAAGCGGUUCAAACGGCGGCCCAACUUGCGGGAACACAUCGCAUCGCACACGAACAUGCCGCUUUACUCGUGCGAGAUAUGCCAGAAUCGAACGUUCAACUCGAAGGCCAACUACUUUACGCAUCGAAAACACAAGCAUCCGCAGGAAUGGGAGGCUCAGAAGCGGUUGCGGACGGAGCGGGAAAUGAGCAAAAAUUAAUUUAUCAAUAAAAUCGUUUUAAUAAUUCACAAAGUGUCCGAUAAAGACACUGUUCAAAAGGUAAA
Anopheles arabiensis is the source of this 3195-nucleotide messenger RNA. Its product is annotated as transcription factor grauzone-like. The record is from RefSeq and is a predicted model, not a curated record. The transcript has 4 exons. Gene Ontology annotation, cellular component: nucleus. NCBI's taxonomy places the organism in Eukaryota, Metazoa, Arthropoda, Insecta, Diptera, Culicidae. Bases 101 to 3130 code for a protein of 1009 amino acids. Gene Ontology annotation, molecular function: DNA-binding transcription factor activity; zinc ion binding.